AUGAGUAAAUCUAGUAUCAUUCAGGAUGAUGAACCUGAUGAAUGGGAUCAAAGAAUCAUCAAGACCGGAUGUGCGGACGAAAACUUAGCUCUCCAAUUGUGUCAUGCUGAUACUGGUGAUUGGAGACAAUGUAUUAAAGAAAUGGAAGCCUUCAAAAAGUGUUGGUCUUCAAACAAAAAUGAUGAAAGAACAAACACUGUUGAUAAUUCUGAAUCAAUUUAA
This is a messenger RNA of Lizanozyma spartinae, 222 nucleotides long. RefSeq lists its product as uncharacterized. Gene Ontology annotation, cellular component: mitochondrial intermembrane space. The coding region runs from base 1 to 222 and encodes 73 amino acids. Lineage: Eukaryota; Fungi; Ascomycota; Pichiomycetes; Serinales; Debaryomycetaceae. Gene Ontology annotation, biological process: mitochondrial respiratory chain complex IV assembly. The record is from RefSeq and is a predicted model, not a curated record. The transcript has a single exon.